AUGUCUGGUGACGUUUACAGUCAGUAGAUUUUUGCGCGAAGGUGCAGAUGUUGGCGGUCUGAAAAGAGAGAAGAAGAUCUUGGCUGAGGUCUGUUCAAGCUGAAACACUUGACGUGGUAUCAAAAAGGCAACAUUUCUGCUGAAAUGGAAAGCUGUGGAGACAUCCAAGUGAAGGAGCUGAACAAGCGUGCUUCAGGUCAAGCAUUUGAGCUCAUCCUGAGCCCUGCCACCCCAGAUGCCAAGGCUGAAUUUCCGUUGUCCCCUCUUAAGAAAAAGGAAACAUCACUGGAUGAGAUUAAGAGAAAACUGGAAGCUGCAGAAGAGAGACGCAAGAGCCAGGGGGCUGAAGUGCUGAAACACUUUGCCGAGAAACGAGAGCAUGAGAAGGAGGUCAUCCAGAAGGCCAUAGAGGAAAACUGCAACUUUAGCAAGAUGGCACAAGAGAAACUCAAUCAGAAGAUGGAGGCAAACAAAGAGAAUCGCACUGCACGGAUGGCAGCUCUCAAUGAGAAAUUCAAGGAGAAGGACAAGAAGCUUGAAGAAGUGAGGAAGAACAAGGAGGCAAUGAAAGAAUUGGAUAAUUAAUUUGUUUAUGUUCUGGAAAACAGUCUUUACAUCUCAAAAGAUAAGCUGUACUUUUUUUAACUGACACUUCCAUGGUAUUGUUUGUUGUGUUAGUUAUAAUUAUGCUGUUAAAUGAAAGUUGGUUAUACAAUGUUAGGUUGGGUGUGGAUAUAGUCUGACUUUUCUUGACUUGUAGAUUUCUUAUUGGCAGCUGAUUACACUGUAGUUUUUGUGGUAAGAACUAUAUGUUUCCAUUUAGAGGCAUUCCGUUGUAAUAAAUUGAUCCUUAUACUUCAUAUACUGUUGCAUCAUAUAAUAUUGUUCUAAACUGUUAGUUGAUAAUGUUGUAAAUUUGAAUAUGCUGUACGAUACCAAGGUUCUACCAUUAAAGUCUGUAUCCACAAUUGAA
This is a messenger RNA of Siniperca chuatsi (mandarin fish), 973 nucleotides long. RefSeq names its product stathmin 1b (gene stmn1b). The record is from RefSeq and is a predicted model, not a curated record. Gene Ontology annotation, molecular function: tubulin binding. Lineage: Eukaryota; Metazoa; Chordata; Actinopteri; Centrarchiformes; Sinipercidae. Bases 145 to 585 code for a protein of 146 amino acids. Gene Ontology annotation, cellular component: cytoplasm; neuron projection. Gene Ontology annotation, biological process: neuron projection development; regulation of microtubule polymerization or depolymerization; microtubule depolymerization. The transcript is spliced from 5 exons.